This is a messenger RNA of Rhipicephalus sanguineus (brown dog tick), 2613 nucleotides long. RefSeq lists its product as uncharacterized. The record is from RefSeq and is a predicted model, not a curated record. Bases 1 to 2613 code for a protein of 870 amino acids. Gene Ontology annotation, molecular function: nucleic acid binding; RNA-DNA hybrid ribonuclease activity. NCBI's taxonomy places the organism in Eukaryota, Metazoa, Arthropoda, Arachnida, Ixodida, Ixodidae. The transcript has a single exon.
AUGGUGCCCAGGGCUUACAACCAGGUGCUGUCCGUGGCUGUCCUCCUUGCCAUUCCUGCCUCCGAGCUGGCCGAACGCCUGGCCGACCAGUUCGCCAGCAGAGAGGUCGCCCAGCUAGCCACAACACCUCCUCCAGCCGCUCUCCCGUGUCCAGCCUCCUGCCAUCAUCCCGGAUGGGUGGAUGCACAAGUCAAGGAACUGUGCAACGAGCCCAUCCGGAUGCACGAACUCGUGGCAGCCCUCGAUGGAUGCAAGCGACGCAGCGCCCCAGGAGCACACGGCAUCACCUUCCAGAUGCUCCGUAACCUGGAGGAAGGAGGGCGUCAACGUCUCCUGGGGCUCUACAACGACGUCUGGAAUACCGGGGAGCUCCCGGAGUACUGGCAAACUGCGGUGGUGGCACCCAUCCUGAAGCCCCGGAGGAAGGCCACGGCGCUCUCCUCGUACAGGCCAGUAUCGCUCACCUCAGCAGCGUGCAAGGUGCUGGAGAGGGUGGCACUGGAGAGAAUGCAGUGGAUCGCCGACCAAAUGGAUUUCUUCCCGGAGCAACAGACUGGCUUCAGGAGACACCGGUGCACUGCCGACUCCAUUGCAGACGUCGUCGCCACCCUGGAGGAUGCCAAGAGCUGCGGGGACGUGGCUAUGCUGCUGCUGCUGGACGUGGAGAGCGCCUUCGACGGUAUCCCGCACGUUGUCGUCAAGGCGGCCAUGGACCGGCUUGGCAUCAGCGGGUGCCUCCGAGGCUUCGUUUCCGCCUUCCUGUCCGGGAGGACCUUCUGCGUCCGUGUUGGAGGGGUGACCAGCCAGCCUAGGGACAUCACUACCGGUGUCCCACAAGGUUCUGUGCUAAGUCCUUUUCUCUUCAACAUGGCGCUGGCAGGACUUCCAGCCUCCCUCCCGACAGACACCAGGUUCCCGGCCCGCUGCUCCGUCUACGCUGAUGACGUGGCACUGUGGGCAAGGGGACCAAGGCGGUCCAUUCCUGCCAUCAGGAGGUCACUGCAGGCAGCCCUGGAUGCAGUGAUCUCCUUCCUCGGAGGCACCGGCCUCAAAGUCUCUGCCACCAAGACCGAGGCCCUGCUGAUCCAUCCACUCGCUGCGGCACGGGUCUACGUGAAGCCACUGAGGGUCGGCAGCCGCAGUCUCCCCUGGAGAAAGGAGGUGAGGUACCUGGGCCUCACUGUCGACCACUGGCUCACCUGGAUCCCCGCUGCGAAGGCCGCCGCCACCAAGGUCCGACGAGUUCAAGGGGCCAUCGGCAAACUGCAGCAGCGUGGCCGUGGAUGCUCCACGAAGUGGGCACUGCGGCUCAACCAGGCCGCGGCGUCCUCCGUGCUGCCGUAUGCCCUGCCGCUGGUCAACCUGACGCCAGCCAGGAGAUGCCUGCUGGAGGGACUGCACAGAGGAGCCGUGAGGACCAUCCUAGGGCUCCCCAGGUGCUCUCCUGUUGCAGCGACGCUUGCGGAGGCGAGAGAGUGGCCCCUGACGCUACGCAUGCUCCAGCGAGCGUUGGGGCACAUCGACCGCCUCCACCGUGCCGCGGACGGUGCAGCCCUUCUGGAACGCUUGCGCAGCCUGCUAGGAUCCAGGAUGGGAGGACUCCUCCCAUUGUACCACCAGGUGGUACCAGAUCCACCAGCCCCUGUUGCCUCUCCGCCGCCACACCACCGGCCCCCUGAGGUGCACCUCUACCUGGCCGGGGCAAAGAAGCGACGAACUCCUGCAGCAGCACUGCAGCAGGCAGCCUCCUGCAAGCUCCAGGAGCAACUAGAGGGUCGGCUGCAGGUUUUCACGGAUGGAUCCGUGAUGCCAGAUGGGAUUGCAGCGGCGGCUUGCGUCGUCCCUGCACGGACCAGCAGCAGGCAGUGUAAGCUGCCUUUCCCGGCCAGUUCAACGGCGGCAGAGCUGGCCGGACUCCACCUGGCAGCUGACCUACUGGCAGAGGACAUCCCAUCAGAGCCUGUCGCCGUCCUCUGUGACAGCAAGGCAGCACUACAGAUCCUGGCCAACCAUCGAGACACCGGACUGACCGGAAGCCUCCUGGCGGCCAAGUACCGUGCCCUUGCUGCAUCUGGUGCGUCCGUCUCCUUCCACUGGCUGCCCUCCCAUGUGGGCAUAGCUGGUAACGAGGAGGCAGACGCGCUUGCCAAGGCAGCACACCAGCCUGGAACACCCAUCACCCGGGCCGUCGCGGCUAGGGACUACACGCAGGCCCGUCUCAAGAAGCUCCUGGUCACGGUCCACCCAGACUCAAGGGUGGCCAGUGGACGAGGGCCAAAGCUGCUACAAGAGACGGGCCUCACCAGGAGAGAUCGGUCUGCCCUGCUGCGCCUGCGGACCGGCUGUGUGUGGACCGCUGCCCGCCGACAUGCGAAGGGUCUCUGCGCCUCCCCAGCCUGCAGCCGCUGCGGCGAUCCUGAGACCCUCGAGCACCUCCUCUGUGCCUGUCCUGGCUUCGAACAGGAACGCUCGAGGGUCACUACGGCCUACCGGAGCCAGGGCGUACCUGCCUCCACACUCGAACACCUGCUCUUCCCGUCGCGUCCCCACCUGCCAGCACUCCGGAGCCUGGUGGAGUUCCUGGACGAAACGGGAAUAGCCGCCUACAGAUGA